Molecule: messenger RNA, 1995 nt
Organism: Necator americanus (New World hookworm)
Lineage: Eukaryota; Metazoa; Nematoda; Chromadorea; Rhabditida; Ancylostomatidae
Exons: 19
Coding region: 1-1995 (664 amino acids)
Biological process (GO): acyl-CoA metabolic process; fatty acid catabolic process
Cellular component (GO): peroxisomal matrix
Molecular function (GO): fatty acyl-CoA hydrolase activity
Source: RefSeq, a predicted model, not a curated record
AUGCCAGUGUUUUCACCACACAGAAAGCGAUUACGGGAAGAAAGCGAAGAUGAUGUACAGGAUACAACACUGAGGUCGGAUAGGAGCAUGUACUGUGAAGAUGAACAUGAAGAUUAUGAGGACGGCGAAGAACUUUCUCAGGGCAAGGAAGGUCUGAUUGCACCUCAUGUUAUGUUGGAACACGUCGAAAGUUUUCGCAAAUUUGCAGCGGAACGAAGUAAACUAUCCGUGCCAUGGUCACGGAUGAAAACCUUGUUUGACGAAUGGAUAGUAGUCAGGCAGAAAGAGUCUCAAGUUGCAGAUCCAGAUUCACUACUCAAAUCCCUCAAACGAUAUUUGUCUACAUCACUUAAACCAGCCCACAUGUCCUUGGACACUUGUUUCAGGAACUUACAUGAUUACUUGGACCGACCAGAGAGUGUUCUAAUGCACGCAGAUUUUCCUGUCAAGCCACCUUCUCUUACUAUCUAUUACGGUAAAAAGUUCGGCUGCCCAGCAGGAUUUGGCAAAGUGAAGGAAUUGACUGAUCGAAUAAAGGAGGAUCAUGCCGGUCGGCAGCAGUGUGAGAAAGAAUUAAUAGAGCUUGAGAAAGCUUUCCUCGAGAAAUUGGAGGAGUUCUUGGUAACAAACGGUGACGUUUUGGGAUCAAAACAAAAAGGAUUCGUUGAAAAUAAAAUAAAAUUGAUUCGAAAGAAGAUGUUCCCAUCCCAACGCGCUUCAAAAACUAAGACAGCAAAGCAGACCAAUGGUAAUGUGACCAGACCCCAAAUGAGUGCGUUUGAAUUGUUCUGUCAAACCAAGAAGGAUAAAUACAUUGAUCUUUCUGAGGAAGACCGCUUAAGAAAGCUCCAGAAGAAAUUUAACAAGCUUCCUGAUGACAAGAGAGAAAUAUUCGAGAAGCUUGCACUGGUGAAAAGGCAAGGUGUGGAGAUGGCGAGCGGAGGAGUCACUGCGAAAUCAAGAACGGAGGAGGAACAUCCUCCACUGUCAGCUAGUAAUUCGAUCUCUCUCCCUAAUGUCACUUAUGUGGAUAUCUCAUCACGAGCUGAAGAUAUCCAGGCUGGUUUGAUUGAUACAUUCCUCAAUCUUGAGAAAAUCGACAGGAAUUUAUUUCUUGCUCGACAUUUGCUGAAAGGUAGGAACUCUUUGCCUGUUGUGUAUGGAGGGCAAGUCAUUGGCCAGGCAUUAUCUGCUGCUGCAGCAACCGUUGACAGUGGAUUUUUACCAAACAGCCUUCACAGCUACUUUGUUCAAAGUGGAAACGUAGAUAUGCCUAUUCUCUACAUGGUUGAUCGAAUCCGCGAUGGAAAAAGUUUCUGCACUCGACUUGUGAAAGCUGUCCAGAGCGGGGAUGCAAUAUUCACCGUCCAAAUCUCCUUUCAUAGGCCAGAGCCAGAUUCAAUCAAACAUCAGCUGGAAAUGCCAAAAGUGGCCGGACCGGAUGGGCUACUAGAUUGGAACCAACUCAUGGAAGAAGCUUCAAAAGAUCCUCAUCUCCAUCCUGCUGCAUCCGCUAUGUUGCGCUUUAAACGGAAAGAAAUCCCUCCAGCAUUCUUCAGAAUCUUUUCGUUCCGUCCUGUAGAUAUCAACACCUUCUUGUUUGGACCUAUGGCUAAUGGAAACAAUGAGCUACAACAGGACAGCUUUCGUUCCUACAUAUGGAUUCGAGCUAAUGAAAAUAUUGGAGAUGACCCACGAAUUCAUGUUGCUGCUGCCGCUUACAUCUCCGAUGCUACUAUGAUUGAGACCGCCAUUCGUCCUCAUAGCAGAGUGGGCUUUAUUCCAUCUAUGGCACUAACCCUAGAUCACUCUAUUUGGAUGCACAAUCAUGAGUUUAGAGUUGAUGAUUGGCUGUUGUAUGAGAAUCGCUCGACCAUAGCAAGUGGCGCUCGUACGUUGAUUGAAGGAAAAUUGUGGACCCGCGACGGUCGUCUAGUAUUUUCGACCGCUCAGGAAGCUCUUAUUCGUGCUCCUAAAUCCGAUAAACCAAUAUAG